This is a messenger RNA of Phyllopteryx taeniolatus (common seadragon), 7960 nucleotides long. It is a transcript of the gene abcc1, whose product is annotated as ATP binding cassette subfamily C member 1 (ABCC1 blood group). NCBI's taxonomy places the organism in Eukaryota, Metazoa, Chordata, Actinopteri, Syngnathiformes, Syngnathidae. Gene Ontology annotation, molecular function: ATP hydrolysis activity; glutathione transmembrane transporter activity; ABC-type xenobiotic transporter activity. Gene Ontology annotation, cellular component: basolateral plasma membrane. The record is from RefSeq and is a predicted model, not a curated record. Bases 103 to 4659 code for a protein of 1518 amino acids. The transcript is spliced from 31 exons. Gene Ontology annotation, biological process: xenobiotic transport; glutathione transmembrane transport.
CUUAAAGAAGAAGCGGCAACCUUCCGCUUCGCGUGUGAAGCCUGAGGAGACGUGAGUUACGAAAUCCAAACUCCCAAAAGUCAUUGUCACGACUUCACUUCCAUGACGUCCCUGCAAAUGGGGCUUGACAGAUUCUGCGACCCGGACGGUUCCGACCGGUUCUGGGAUUGGGACCGCUCCUGGAAUACUACGAACCCAGACUUCACUCAGUGCUUCCAGAACACUGUCCUGGUGUGGCUGCCAUGCAUCUACCUCUGGCUGUGCGCCCCCUUCUACCUCAUCUACCUCCGGUGCCACAGUCAAGGUUACAUAUGUAUGAGUCACCUUAACAAAGCCAAAACUGCUUUUGGCUUUCUUCUAUGGAUUAUCUGCUGGGCAGAUGUUUUCUAUUCUUUCUGGAAAAGAAGUUCUGGCAGUAAGGUUCUUGCACCCGUCCACCUAGUCAGUCCAACCAUACUGGGCUUCACCAUGUUGCUGGCCACCCUGAUGAUUCAGUAUGAACGAAUGAAAGGGGUUCAGUCGUCUGGAGUGUUGCUGGUUUUCUGGCUGCUGGCCUUGCUUUGUGCCACAAUCACCUUCCGCUCCAAGAUUGUCCAAGCCCUGGACCAGCCGUCAACCAUUUGCGUGUGGAGGCACACCACUUUCUUUGUGUACUACACCCUGCUGCUGGUCUCCCUGAUUUUGUCCUGCUUGUCAGAUCAGCCUCCACUCUUCUCCCAAGUUGUCAAAGACUCCAAUCCUUGCCCUGAGCCUGGAGCUUCUUUCCUUUCCAAAAUAACAUUCUGGUGGAUUACCAGGAUGAUGAUGAAUGGCUACAAGCAUCCCCUUGAGGAGAAAGACUUGUGGUCUCUGAACCCUGAGGACCGCUCACAGAAAGUGGUACCAAGGCUGGUUCAGUGUUGGAACACAAAUUGUCAAAAGGCAAAAAGAACAGAACAGAAGACAUUGUACUCUCCCCGGCGGGCCCGUAACCCGAACAACAAGGAGAGUCAAGCUACAGGAGAGUCUGAAAUCUUACUAGUGAAAAGCACCAAAAGAAAAGAGCCCUCCUUGCUCUGGGCUCUGUGCCUGGCCUUUGGGCCAUAUUUCCUCAUCUCGUGCUUCUACAAGUUCAUUCAAGACGUCCUCAUGUUUGUUGGACCUGAAAUCCUCCGGCUUCUGAUCCGCUUCGUGAACAACUCCAGCGCCCCCUCCUGGCAUGGCUACUUCUACACAGCUCUGCUCUUCCUAUGUAACUGUGUGCAGUCACUCAUCCUCCAGAGGUAUUUUCACAUCUGCUUCAUCACAGGCAUGCGCUUGCGCACUGCCAUCGUUGGAGCAGUCUAUAGGAAGGCCUUGGUUAUCAGCAGUGCGGCCCGCCGCACGUCCACCGUUGGAGAGAUGGUCAAUUUGAUGUCAGUGGACGCUCAGCGCUUUAUGGAUCUUAUCGCUUAUAUUAACAUGAUAUGGUCCGCUCCCCUGCAGGUGGUGUUAGCCCUGUACUUUCUCUGGCAGAACCUGGGCCCGUCUGUUCUGGCUGGAGUGGCUGUGAUGGUUCUAAUGGUUCCAGUCAAUGCUUUCAUCGCUAUGAAAACCAAAACCUACCAGGUAGCUCAGAUGAAGAGCAAAGACAGUCGUAUUAAGCUGAUGAAUGAGAUGCUGAAUGGUAUCAAGGUGUUGAAGCUGUAUGCCUGGGAGCUUGCCUUCAAGGGCAAAGUAACAGACAUCCGAGAGAGCGAGCUGCAGGUACUAAAGAAGGCUGCCUACCUUGCCGCAAUGUCUACCUUCACCUGGGUCUGCGCACCCUUUUUGGUCGCCCUGUCCACUUUCACAGUAUACGUGCUGGUCGAUGAAAAAAAUGUGCUUGAUGCCCAGAAGGCCUUUGUUUCUCUGGCACUCUUCAACAUCUUGCGUUUUCCUCUCAACAUGCUGCCUAUGGUCAUCAGUAGCAUGGUGCAGGCGAGCGUCUCCUUGAAACGGCUGCGAGUGUUUCUAUCACAUGAGGAGCUACAGGAAGACAGUGUUGAACGCAAAGCAAUAGUAGGCUCCUCAAACAGUAUAUCCAUAGUGGAUGGAGUUUUCAGCUGGUCAAAAACAGAAUCGCCAACGCUCAAGAUGCUGAAUGUGUGUAUCCCAGAUGACUCCUUGGUAGCCGUUGUGGGACUCGUCGGGUCUGGAAAGUCCUCUCUUCUGUCAGCCUUGCUUGGAGAGAUGGACAAACUUGAAGGAAGUGUGGCUGUCAAGGGUUCAGUGGCCUAUGUUCCUCAGCAGCCCUGGAUACAGAAUUCCACAUUGAAGGAAAAUAUCAUUUUUGGCCAGGAUAUGAGUGAAGUCUGGUACCAGCGUGUGGUGGCAGCAUGUGCCCUCGAGCCUGACAUCGAGAUCCUGCCUGCUGGAGAUGCCACCGAGAUUGGAGAAAAGGGUGUCAAUCUGUCUGGCGGUCAGAAGCAGAGGAUUAGCCUCGCCAGGGCUGUCUUCUGCAACCGCACCGUCUACCUGCUAGAUGACCCGCUGUCUGCUGUUGAUGCUCAUGUCGGAAAGCACAUAUUUGACCAUGUCAUCGGUCCACAGGGCUUGCUGAAGAACAAGACUCGUGUGCUGGUGACACAUGGGCUGAGCUACCUGCCUCAGGUUGACAUGAUCCUGGUCAUGGUGGAUGGAGAAAUAACAGAAGUUGGCUCCUACCAGCAGCUCAUGGCCACUGAGGGAGCCUUUUCUGAGUUUCUGCAUACGUAUGCUGGGGUCGACCAUGCAGACGACAAUGAUUCAGAAUCCAAGCCAAAAAUAGUAACCAAAGGAAUGGAGAAUGGGAGUGCAACUGGUCUCGCCAGCUCUGGUCAAAGCAGCAGUACAUCCAAACUUUCUCAGUCAGGCAAAGAGAAAGAGGAGCUCGACAAAAAGGCCAAGAACGCGGAUGUGGGCAAGCUAACAGAGGCUGAUAAGGCUAGAACAGGACGGGUCAAGCUGGCUGUGUUCUGGUCCUAUUUUAAGGCAAUCGGUGUCCUGUCCUGCAUCGCACUGCUGCUGUUUUUUGCUUAUAACGUGUUUUCACUCUUCUCUAAUUACUGGCUCAGUCUCUGGACUGAUGACCCAGUAGUUAAUGGCACUCAGCCUAAGAGAGAGCUGAGAUUGGGCAUAUAUGGUGUUCUUGGCCUGUCACAGGGGGUGACCGUCUUUGGGUACUCCCUGUCAAUGUCCAUUGGGGGCAUUCUGGCGUCUCGCUAUCUUCAUCAGUCCAUGCUCUUUGAUGUCCUUCGCUCACCUGUGUCUUUCUUCGAGCGAACCCCCAGCGGUAACCUGGUCAACCGCUUUGCCAAGGAGAUGGACACCAUUGACACAGUGAUCCCCAGCAUUCUUAGAAUGUUCUUGGGCUCCAUGUUUAAUGUGAUUGGUGCUUGUAUUAUCAUCUUGAUCGCCACACCCUACGUGGCGAUCAUCAUUCCCUUCCUUGGCCUGCUCUACUUUUUUGUACAGAGAUUUUAUGUGGCGUCGUCACGCCAGUUGAAGCGCCUGGAGUCCGUCAGCCGUUCACCUAUCUAUACCCACUUUAAUGAAACACUGCUGGGCACGUCCGUCAUCAGAGCUUUUGGUGAACAAGACCGCUUCAUAGGAGAGAGUGAUCGGAGGGUUGACCAUAACCAGAAGGCCUACUACCCCAGCAUUACAGCAAACAGGUGGCUGGCAAUUCGUCUGGAAUUCGUCGGCAACUGCAUUGUGUCAUCUGCUGCUCUGUUUGCCGUCACAGCCAGAGAGAGCCUCAGUCCAGGUAUCAUGGGCCUUGCGAUCUCCUAUGCCCUUCAGUUGACAGCCUCUCUGACCUGGCUGGUGAGGAUGUCCUCCGACAUGGAAACAAACAUUGUUGCAGUGGAGCGAGUGAAAGAGUACAGCGACACAGAAAAAGAGGCUGAGUGGACGCAUGAGCCCUCCAGCCUGGCCCCUGGGUGGCCCACUGAGGGUCGCAUAGAGUUCAGAGGCUUCGCCCUACGAUACCGCCCCGAUCUGGACCUGGCCAUCCGCAACAUCACCGUCAGCGUUUCAGGGGGAGAGAAGGUGGGGAUCGUAGGGCGCACGGGAGCAGGCAAGUCAACCCUAACGUUGGCCCUGUUCAGGAUCAUCGAGGCAGCCGAGGGCCAAAUUUUCAUUGAUGGGAUAAACAUUGCCGAGCUUGGCCUCCAUGAGCUCCGCUCCAGAAUUACCCUAAUACCACAGGAUCCAGUGUUGUUUUCAGGCACCCUGAGGAUGAACUUGGAUCCAUUUGAAAGCUACUCGGAUGAGGACAUAUGGAAGUCUUUGGAGUUCGCCCAUCUCAAGAACUUUGUGUCCGGGCUGUCAGACAAACUCAGCCAUGAAUGUAGUGAAGGGGGGGGGAACCUCAGCGUGGGCCAGCGCCAACUGCUAUGCCUGGCCAGAGCAUUGUUGAGAAAGACCAAGAUCCUUGUUCUAGAUGAGGCCACAGCUGCUGUGGACAUGGAGACCGACACCCUCAUCCAGACCACCAUCCGCUCUCAGUUCGAGGAAUGCACUGUCCUUACCAUCGCUCAUCGCCUCAACACCAUCAUGGAUUACACAAGGGUACUGGUUUUGGAGAGAGGAGAGAUGGUAGAAUUUGAUUCCCCAUCCAAUCUCCUGGCUCAAAAGGGAUCCUUCUACAAGAUGGCCAAGGAUUCUGGGCUGGCCUGAAGCUUUGUCACCAUGGUCCUCCAAACCACUUCGCUGGGCUCCCCUUGCUUCCUAUUGUGAGGGUCUUCUGUGAAGGAGCGACAAAGGUGGCACAGCACUUUGUUACGUUUGCGUGUUUGAUGAGUCAAGCAAAGAUGUCGGUGAAAACAAUGGGCUUGGUUUUUACCCUCGCACCAACCUUCCAUCUUAAUGGAACUACUAGUUAACUGCCUUUCAUAAGCAAAUAUGCUGCUUCUUAUUUAUCCCAUAGCUUUAGUGGCUCCUCCUGUUCCAGCCAGGGAAGGGGUCCACUUAAUGUAGCUUUUUUUUUGGGGGUUUUUUUUUUGGGGGGGACACCUGUGGUGAUCAGCUUCCUCCUAUACCAAAGGUUUAGCUCCGGGAUUCAAACCUGUGGUGAUUUGAACUGUAGGUAGCUAUUAAGUGGUUUACACUAGGUUCCAUGCACUAUUUCAAAGGUACAUAUACUUUGUGCAAACUUGAACUGUUUUCAGCAAACAUUUGGCUGAUAGAAAAUAAAUCACGGACUUAGGGGCUAUAUUGGAGGGGAAAAAAAAUUCCCCCCUAAUUUUCUGAAAAACAAUGUUAGGAUCCACUGCUGUUUCCAAUUUUGAUGACGUAUGGAGCCGGAACCUGCUCGGUGUCGCACACUAUUUGCAAAGACAAAUGAUUUGCCGUUUUGAAUGUUACUUCAUCAGGAUGGACCAUUUCAGACUGGUGGUAUUGAGUGCGGCAACUGGUCAUGUCACAGACUUCAGACAGUGGCGGCGUAGAAUGUUCAACUUUAAAUGCACAAGUUCAAGGGAAGAGUGGGACAGAUGCCACUUUCCUGUCACUUUACAGGCUGCUUUAUUUAUAGGUUUUUUUGGUUUUGUUUGAUUCAUCUCAUUUCAGCAGCUUUAAAUUAAUGUUAAUAUCAAAUAUUUAAGUUGAUUAUUCUAUUCUCUUGUGGAGCUGAUGUACUUUGAGCAGUCAUGUGUUUUUGUAACUCCAGGAGUCUGAGUGAUUCAUAGGAUUCAAAUUUUAGGCUUUUGAGGACAUGUUUUGAUUGUUUCGCCACACAUUUUUUUUAAGUGUACAUUUUAGCCAAGGUGCAGCAUAUCUAUUUGUUGAUCAACUACAGAGUUUUGUUUGACUUAAGAUACCACAAAAAUAAAUAUAUUUGUCUGUUGGGAGCAGUUUUGUGUACAAUGAAAACCAAAGUCCCCAGGCACGUGCACACAUAGACAUCAAAGGGGUGCUUGAGCCACUGCCCUUUUCCUUCCUGAAGAAAAAGUACCCUUUAUUCUGGGGUGUUAUUUUUUUAAAUAAAUUAAUUCAUCUCUCUUACAUAUACAUUCCUGCUUUGACACAACUUCCCUGUCAAUUAAAUAUAUAUAAAAAAAAAAAAAGAAAACUCCAAAUAGCUGGUUGGGAGAUAAGGCUCAAUGCGCUUUGUUAGGCCUGGGACACACACAAAUAUUUUUCAACUCUUAAAAGAUUUUUUUUAUCUGCUGCAGCCCCCCGCACAUAAAGUGGAAAAAAAAAAUCAGCCAUUUAACAGUUUUGGUCGUCGUGUGUGGUGUACUCGCCAACACAGCAUACCACACACACACAUACACAAAGAUUCUGUUCCACCGCCGAUCUAGAAACCUUGAGUAUAUAUAUAUAUAUAUAUAUAUAUAUAUACAGACAGACAGACGUAUUUGUAUAUGUGUGUGUAUAAGUGUCUGUGUGUGUGUGUGUGUGUAUAUAUAUAUAUAUAUAUAUAUACAUGUGUAUAUAUAUAUAUGUGUAUGUAUAUAUAUAUAUAUAUGUAUAUAUAUGUGUAUGUAUGUGUAUGUAUGUAUAUAUAUAUACAUAUGUAUAUAUAUACAUAUGUAUAUGUGUGUAUAUGUAUAUAUGUAUAUGUAUAUAUACAUAUGUAUAUGUAUAUAUAUAUAUGUAUAUACAUACGUGUGUGUGUAAAGUUUUACCUGAAGAGUCAUGUCUUAACCAUCUAUGGAAUAAUUUUGAUUGUAAACAUCUACAGAGAAGGUUGCUGCUGUAAGGAGAAAAGGAAAAGGAAAAAAUGGAAGACAAGAAAAUACCCAACAAGUUCCAAACAAAAAGAAAGCUACAAAGCAGAGAGAAAAUUAAUGAGUGGAAGAAUUGUUGUUGUAAUUUUUUAAUUUUAUUAUUCCCCCCCAUAUUUUCUCAAUAAAUUGUUUGCUGUGGUUUUCUGUUUCUCUGCAUUUUUUUUUUUAUUUGUUUAUUUUUUAAAGAAAAUGUACAAAAUGAGCAAGAGGAAUGUGGAUUGCACUGAACCAAACCUAUAACUAACCAUUGGCCUAGUUGUUGUUUCGGGGAUCAGUUGGUUUGCUUAUGGGAAGAACAGUCAUUUUCAUUUUUGAGUGAAGAUCAGGUUUCAUUGAAAGUACCAUUUAUUUCAAUAACGCCAAUAAAUUAUUGUCUUGUGCAAAAAUAAACACAUUUUGAUCCUGUAUCUGAAAAUUCUUACUUCACUAUGUUCCUCUCCCUGAUGCAAUCAGUUAAUCUAAAUAUUCACGAGAGACUGGUAGCAUACAAACCCCAUAGUGCCACAGUUUCUUUUGUUCUUGCUUACUCUUGUGAUAAACCCAGUGAAAACCAUAGAGAAACUCAUCUUUGUGUGGCCAUAUUUUGUAGCAAAAAAAAAAUGUUGAAAUCAGAGUAUUCAGUAAUUAUGAGUGUAAGGGUACUGAAAUAAAUAGGUAAAUCAGAGAUGUCCUAUUUGUUCAGGAAUAAAGUAAAAGAUGUGCCCUUUUUCCUCACUUGAGGCCCUGCCCCCAAAAAUGUAUGUGCAUGUCUCUGGUCCCUUUGUGUGUGUAUAAAAGCAAAACAAGUUUCAUUUGACAGAACAUCUGCAUGUAGUUAUGGAGUUUCGAGUCCCUCACAGAUUAGAGCCUUAUCCACUAUGUUGUCUUUUUUUUUUUUUUUUUUUUUUUAAAUCUGAGACAGUGUGUGAGUCUGUUAUCGACCAUAGCCAUAUUGGACCUUGGUUGCUUCACCUAGACUUUUUUUUUGAAGUGUCAGAAAGCUAAGUUGGAGAAAGCUUAUCCUUGGGUGACAAAAUGUAUCAUACAAUUUCGAAUAAAGAUGGCAUUGUCAGUGUGUUGUUACUUGUCACUGGCCAAAAUCAUGGUUCGGUUUUCUCUCAUUUGGCUGUUUUCUUGCUCAUGAUUGUCAAUCCUGUGGAUAUAUAAAGAACAUUUAUGUAUACAUCAAUGCAAAGUAAAUAGUUUGUUUUCUGCAUUUUCUGAUCUUUGUUUUCAGUUUUAAAUAAAUGCAGUUUAUAUACGCAUUA